GGGACAGAUGUCUUGGGAUCUUUAACAUUUGGGAUGCUGCGAAUGCCGAAGUUAAAUGGAAUACCUCCGGGGAGGGCGGGCCGGGGGGAGGCUCGGGGGGAGGGACGGCGGCCUGGACACGCGCGCCCUGCGGCUGCGGGGCCCGGCCGGGGCGCGCGGGCGCGGGCGCGCGGCGCUGCGGCUCCGGGGGACAGCUGGGGAACCUCCAGGCCGCCAGCUCGGCCUGGUCCAGGCUGGGAGGGGCACCACGCCUCCUGGCCCCAGAAGCCCACCAUGGAGGCGAAGGACGAGGCCAGCGACACCGACAGUGGCGUCAUCCUGCAGUCUGGACCCGACAGCCCGGUGUCCCCGCUGAAGGAGCUGAAGGAGGCCAAGGAGCUGACCCACGCGGUGCGCAAGCAGCAGCGGGCCCUGGAGGCGCGGCUGGAGGCCUGCCUGCAGGAGCUGCGGGGGCUGUGUCUGCGCGAGGCGGAGCUGACGGGCAUCUUGCCAGCCGAGUACCCCCUCAAGCCAGGGGAAAAGGCCCCCAAAGUCCGCCGCAGGAUUGGAGCCGCCUAUAAGCUGGAUGAGCGGGCCCUGCGCAGAGAGGACCCCCUGAGCGGCCUGGAGCGGGAGCUGGCCCUGCAGCUGCAGAUCGCGGAGGCAGCGCGGCGCCUGAGCCGGGAGGAGAAGCUGAGCCGGCAGGCCCGCCGGCAGCGGAAGCGCGCCCUGCUGCAGGAGGAGGAGAGGCUACGCGCCCUGGAGCGCUGCCUGGGCGAGCAUCGGCGCCACCGCGCCUCCCUCCCCGCCGCCCCGCUGCCCCUGGACCCAGAGCUCUGCGUAUCAGACGACAGCUCCCUCUCGGACGGGCUGCUCCUGGAGGAAGAGGAGGCCCGAGUGCCGAAACCCGCCCCGGCGUCCCCGCCCCAGAGCCUGGAGGGGCUGCAGCCGGCUGGGCCUGAGCCAGGGGGCCUGGACCCGGCCCCCAUCCAGAAUGGCCCCUGGAAGGAGACCAGCCUGGACCAGCCCUACCAGAAGCCGAGGAAGACUAUAGACUCCAGCAGCGAGUCCAGCCCGGCCACCACGCCGCAGGACUGGCCCGCCUCCUGCCACGUCGCCCCUGUCCGCAGUGUCCCCGGCCAGAGGCAGGGCCGGACAAGUGCCCCCGCCACGCCCGACAUGCAGGGGCGGAGGACCCAGUCGCAGUUGCUGAGGAUGGACUCCUUCCGGGCAGGUCCCCGACGCCGCCCCACGCACUACACGGUGACGGUGCCCAGCUCCUGCUGGCCCCCGAGCGGACCCCCACGGCCGCCCCACGCCCCUCACUCCUGCUCCGAGGACAGCGGCUCCGACGGCUCCAGUGUGUCCCACGCCACCUCGCCCGGCAGCAGCAGCCCGGACAUCUACGCCCUGCAGCCGGUGUCCCCGAACAGGGCGCCCAGCUACCACGCAGCCUGGGGCCCGGACGCCCCCCGCCCCUCGCUGCUGCUGCCCCCCCCCGGGCCUUUCCCGGCCGAGCUGUUGGUGCUGGUGCCCGAGGGCUGCCUGCCGCCCGGCGAGGGGAGCCCAGCGGCCCUGGAGGAGGAGCGGCUGGCCCUGCGCCUGCAGCAGCUGCAGCAGCUGCAGCAGCGUGUACGCCCCCGGGGCCGCCUGGCGCGCGCGCCCUCCCUCAAGGACAGCCCCGCCGGCCGCGCGCUCUGCCGGGCGGCCGUGACCCAGGAGCUGCAGUCCUGGCACGAGCGUGCCCGCCUGCGGGGCGCGCGCCCUCACUCGCUGGACCGCCAGGGAGCCUUCCGCCUGCGCAGCCUGCCCCUGGGGCGCUCCCUGGGGCCCCGGACACAGGUGCCCGCCGUGUGUGUGCUCCGCAGAUCGCCUGAGGGGGCACCGGUGCAGGUCUUCGUCCCUGAGAACGGAGAGAUCAUCAGCCAGGUGUAGCCGCGGCCUGGACGCCCCGGGCCCCACGCGCUGCUCCCCGGCGGGGCUGCAACCCCCUCCUGUGCCUUCCGCAGCUCCCCUGUCCCCAUCGCAGGCCGAUGGCCUGGAGCUGAGACUUCCUUUUUUUUUUUUAACAGUUUUUGGUCAGAAGUCCUGGUCUGUGAGUUUAUAUUGUCAUUUGUUCUCAAGAUCGCUGUCACAUGGCGAUGUGCUGCCCCUCAGGGCCUGGCUGACCGGACCCAAGGCCUCCCUUGCCUGUCAGACCGACAGCACGUCUCCUUCCACAACCCGAGUGGCUACACAGAGGGGCAGCCUGGGCUGCAGCGGGUGCCCCCCACGCCGCGCCCUCUGGCUCUGAGUGUCCCUGAGAACAGCCCAGCACCCCUGGUCCUGUUCCCCAGCCCUCUGGGCACGACAGGGGUGCUGGGCUGGGGAGCCCCUUCCCCCCGACACUGUGCUCUGUGAUGCGCACACUGACUGAGGGUGACCAGUCCGUGUCCUGGUGAAGGACUAUCUUCCUGUCCUGCUAAACCCCACGUGGGGUCCCUGUCACUCACUGUCACUCGGGGCCCCAUGGGCUCCCAGCAGCUGCUGGCCUGUCUCUGAGCCUUGGGCAUCAGGAGGCCAGGCUGGGGGCCAGCCUGCGGUGCUGGCUAGAGAACAGCUCACUGUGACCCCCUGCUCAGGGCAUCAAAGUCCCGAAAACCAGCCCUGGGCAAACACUGUGGAGAGGUGGUGUGUUCGAGGGCAGGCAGGGCGGGGUCACGGCCCCUCCCACUUCCCGCCCCACCCGCCUCAGCCCUGAGAAUGGACCUGUGCCACGGGCCGGCCCUUGUUUUCCCCAGCAGUGGGGAGUGCCCACGCUGAAGGGUGUUAAUGACCUGUCCCAGGUGCCAGGACUUGAGUAGGCCUGGGUGACUGGCUGAGACCAUUGGGCGGUCCCCUGCUCUGGGCCUGU
Molecule: messenger RNA, 2872 nt
Organism: Artibeus jamaicensis (Jamaican fruit-eating bat)
Lineage: Eukaryota; Metazoa; Chordata; Mammalia; Chiroptera; Phyllostomidae
Gene: INAVA
Product: innate immunity activator
Exons: 10
Coding region: 34-1914 (626 amino acids)
Biological process (GO): positive regulation of protein ubiquitination; adherens junction maintenance
Source: RefSeq, a predicted model, not a curated record